UUUGUUAAUUUAAUUUUGCGGUAAAACAAAAUUCGAUAUGGAGAACGGAAACUAUAAUGCGCCCGAAUUCGGCUGGGAGUACAGCCACGGUGGGGCAGGACACGGCCAAGGGGGCAUGUCCAACUAUUCGCAGAACCAUGGGGGCCGCCAGUGGCUGCACUCCAACCAGAACCAGAACAGCUACCAGCAGCCGGGCAUGUCCGGACAGGGACAGGGACAGGGCCAGUUUGGAUCGCCGCCGGAUCUUUUUGCCGACUUUAACAACUCGAUGAUGUCCAAAUACGGAAACUACGGUCCCUCGGGUGCGAGUUUCUCCCACCAGCCAGCGGGCGGCCAUGGUUCCAUGAUGCACGGCGGAGGUCACGGCAUGGGUCACGGCAUGGGCAGCGACAUGGGCAACGGCAUGGGUGGCAGCAGGAAUGUGGCCCCCAGGAUGCAAGGCGGCUACUCCGGUCGCCGCGGCAACGGCUCUGGCCGAGCCAAUGGUCUGGGCGAGCCCAGCACGGCACGUGGCCAAAACAACGGCACUAGCUGGUUCUAAGUUCCAUUUCCGCUCCAAAAAUCCCUUCAAAAAGUUUUGGCAUAUUGAAAUUUGGCUUAAAAACAAAACGUACCGUAUAGAUCGAAAUAAAGAGACUUCAAAACUUCAAAUAUA
This is a messenger RNA of Drosophila persimilis, 655 nucleotides long. RefSeq names its product keratin, type I cytoskeletal 9. The transcript has 4 exons. The coding region runs from base 38 to 541 and encodes 167 amino acids. Lineage: Eukaryota; Metazoa; Arthropoda; Insecta; Diptera; Drosophilidae. The record is from RefSeq and is a predicted model, not a curated record.